Diaporthe citri is the source of this 1185-nucleotide messenger RNA. RefSeq lists its product as uncharacterized. Gene Ontology annotation, biological process: pectin catabolic process. Gene Ontology annotation, molecular function: glucosidase activity. The coding region runs from base 1 to 1185 and encodes 394 amino acids. NCBI's taxonomy places the organism in Eukaryota, Fungi, Ascomycota, Sordariomycetes, Diaporthales, Diaporthaceae. The record is from RefSeq and is a predicted model, not a curated record. The transcript has 2 exons.
AUGAAGCUCUCAUCAUGUUGCGCGGCCGCGCUGGCGGCCCUGACGGCGUCCGCCAGGAAGACAAACUCAUCGUCCCCACAUGACUUCUUCUACAAGGGCCACGACCUGUCGUCCCUUGGCACGAUGGAGGCCUCGGACAACUUCUACGUCGAUACGGCCCGGGGCAACCUAACCCGCCCGGCCGACGACAUCCUGGCGGACGGCGGCAUGAACGGCGUGAGGCUGCGGCUCUGGGUCGACCCGGAGGGCGGUACCAACGGUUUCGAGUACACGCUUGCCCUCGCGCAGCGCCUCCAGGCAAAAGGCCAGCGGCUCUACCUCGACUUCCACUUUACCGACAGCUGGGCGGAUCCACAGGAGCAGCCCGUUCCCGCGGCGUGGCCCACGCCGGACCAAGGUGUUGACGCCCUGGCCGAGACGCUGAGAUCCUACGUGAACGACACCCUGGUGGCGUUUUCCGAGGCCGGCGUCCACUUGGACAUCGUCGCGCUCGGGAACGAGGUGCGCCACGGCAUCCUGUGGCCCCUAGGCUACGUUGACGUCGACACGGACGACGCCGACCUCGCCGCCAACUUCACCAACCUCGCGACGCUGUACACGGCGGCGCGCCAAGGGGUAGACGACGCGGUCGCGGCGGGGGGGCACGGGAGGAGGAAAGGCCACGCCCGCCGCCCGCAGAUCAUGAUCCACGUCGACAACGGGUGGAACCUGACGCUGCAGCAGCGGUGGUACGGAGCCCUCGAGGCCAACGGCGUGCCCAGGAGCGCCUGGGAUUUGUUCGGCGUCAGUUUCUACCCCUUCUACGGCACUUCCGCCACCCUCGCCAACCUGCGCGACACGCUCGGCUGGCUGGCGGGCGAGUACGGCAGGCAGGUGCACGUCGCCGAGACGGACUACCCUGCCAUCUGCAACGGCCAGUACAACCCGAUCCCGGAGCCGUCCGAGCCCGAGGUCCCGUACAACGUCGACGGCCAGAUCGAGUGGAUGCACGAGGUCGUCAGCGUGGUGAGGGACGUGCCGGACGGCCUGGGCCGCGGCGUGUGGUACUGGGAGCCGGCGUGGCUGAAUAACACGUCGCUUGGGAGCGCGUGCGAGGACGCCAUCUUGUUCCGGCCGGACUAUAGCGGGUGGCCAAAGACGGUUGGGUACUCGCGGCCGUCUACAGAUUUUUAUUUGGGUGUGUAG